Messenger RNA from Nerophis lumbriciformis (worm pipefish), 4284 nucleotides. The record is from RefSeq and is a predicted model, not a curated record. Lineage: Eukaryota; Metazoa; Chordata; Actinopteri; Syngnathiformes; Syngnathidae.
AUGAAAUUCAAAGAAGUAAAAUCCAAAGCGUUCCGCGCGCCGCAAGGACAGGAGCACGACCGACGCGUUGGCCCUUCGCUCCCCGACGAGCGGCGCUCGAGCGGCGGCGGCACCCACCGCAAAGCUAGUGGAGCGUCCAGGGGCUCGAGCAGCCAUCUUUUAGCGAGACAAAUGUUCGGGACGACGCGGCUCGGCCGACGGGCCUGCUCGCUGGUCGGCUCCGGAGAACGGAGCUUGGCGGCCGGGCUGCUGGUGGCUCUAGUGAUAGCGGCGCGUCUUCCCGGAGGCUCGGGAGCGGUGUUGAAGGAGUGCGACAAGCCGUGCGUGAACGGCGAGUGCAACGCGGCCACGGGCGGCUGUGUGUGUUACCCCGGCUGGGUCGGGGAUCAGUGCCAGCACUGCGGAGGAAGAUUCAGGCUCACUGAGCCCUCCGGCUUCCUUUCGGACGGACCUGGAAACUACAAGUACAAGACCAAGUGCACAUGGCUUAUAGAAGGACGUCCCAAUUCCAUCCUUCGGUUGCGCUUUGAGCAUUUUGCCACCGAAUGCAGUUGGGACCACCUUUACGUCUAUGAUGGAGACUCCAUCUACGCUCCUCUGCUGGCCGCAUUCAGCGGUCUGAUCAUUCCCGAGGGUUCUAACAACGAGACUGUUCCCGAAGUGGCGUCGCAGUCGGGCUUCGCUUUGCUGCACUUCUUCAGCGACGCCGCCUACAACCUCACCGGAUUCAAUAUCUCCUACAGGGUGAACACGUGUCCCAACAACUGCUCGGGUCGUGGCGAGUGUCGCCCGGACAUAGCCACGGGGUCAUCGCGCUGCCUCUGCCCAGACGGUUGGAAGGGGGACGCCUGCGAUGUGCCCUAUUGUCUCCAGGACUGUGGAUUCCCCCAGCGAGGACGCUGCCGGAACAAGACUUGCCACUGCUCGCUUGGUUGGCAAGGUCCUGACUGCUCUGUGUCGGUUCCAGCUGACUCGGGCUUCUGGAACCGCCAAGCCUUCUCGGAACCGGGUCUGGCCAGAGCCUCGCACAAGGCUGUGGUGGACCAAGGUGUCAUGUGGGUCAUUGGGGGAUACGUUUUCAAUGCUUCUGAUUAUCACAUGGUCAAAGCGUUUAACCUAAGCAGCAAGUCGUGGCUGACGCUGGAUCCGUCUGUCAACACCGUCCCGCCUCGAUACGGCCACUCAGUGGCGUUGUAUGAGGGUAAAGUGUACAUGUAUGGCGGAAAGAUGGAUUCUACGGGGAAUGUGUCCAGCCAGUUGUGGGUGUUCCAUGUUCAGAACCAGACGUGGGUUCUCCUGAGCCCGCGUGUCAAGGAGCUUUAUGCCGUGGUGGGCCAUUCAGCCCACGUGGUGCCACCCCUGCGGGAAGGAGACGACCCCGUCAUGUUGGUGCUCUUCGGCCACUGUCCUCUCUAUGGAUAUAUGAGCCUCGUGCAGGAGUACAACAUACACCGUAACCAGUGGAGUGUGGCGGCCACGGAUGGAGCUCUGAUCCAGGGCGGCUACGGCCACAGCAGCGUGUUUGACGCUGCCACCCGAGCCAUUUACACGCACGGAGGCUACAAAGCCUUCAGCGCCAACAAAUGUGGCCUGACUGGGGACCUCUACCGGCUGGACGUGGACACUAGGAAGUGGACCAUCCUGAGAGACAGCGGCUUCUAUCGCUACCUCCACACAGCCGUGAUAGUGAGUUCCACCAUGCUGGUGUUUGGCGGAAACACGCACAACGACACCGCCAUGAGUCACGGUGCAAAGUGCUUCUCCUCUGACUUUAUGGCCUACAGCCUGGCAUGCGAUGAAUGGACAGCGCUUCCCAGACCAGAGCUCUUCCAUGACCUAAACCGCUUCGGCCACUCGGCGGUCGCCAGCGAUGGGGUGAUGUACGUGUUGGGAGGCUUCAACAGUCUUCUCCUAAACGACAUGUUGGCGUACACGUCCCCGCGCUGCUCAGCCUUCUCGAGCGUAGCCUCGUGCGCUCGGGCCUCGCCUGGCCUGCGCUGCCUGUGGAACGCCAGCCGGGCCGCCUGCACGUCAUGGGAUGGAAACCCCGAUGUCGUGCCCACCUCCUGCAACACCAGAACUUAUGCUGACAAUGAGCGCUGCGACCAGUACACGGACUGUUACAGUUGCACGGCGAACACCAAUGGCUGCCAGUGGUGCUCCGUCCAGUGCCUUUCCUUGGGAAGCAACUGCACCUCCGCCUUGGGUCCUGUAAUGGACUUUGAUGGCUGCCCCAAAGACAUUCCGUCCUACGUCUGCAACAAAAAGACCAGCUGCAAGAGUUGCGCCGAAGACCAGAACUGCCAAUGGGAACUCCGCAACCAGGAGUGCAUAUCAUUACCUGCGAACGUGUGCGGCGAGGGCUGGCACCUGGUCGGCAACUCGUGCCUGAAAAUUCUGCCGGCCAAAGACUCUUAUGAUAAUGCCAAGCUGGCGUGCCGUGGUCAGAACGCCGUGCUGGCCUCUCUUACCACCCAGAAGAAGGUGGACUUUGUCCUGAAGGAGCUGCAGAUCAUGAGCGCAGAGCACAAGGUGAUGGUGACUCCCUGGGUGGGCCUGCGCAAGAUCAAUGUGUCGUACUGGUGCUGGGAGGACAUGUCUCCGUUCACCAACACGUCGCUACAGUGGCUGCCGGGCGAACCCAGCGACGCCGGCUUCUGCGGCUACCUGGCCGAAGCCGCCUCCAGCGGGCUCAAGGCUCAGACCUGCAUCAGUCCCGUCAACGGAAGCCUCUGCGAGCGCCCAGCCAACCACAGUGCCAAACAGUGCCGCACGCCCUGUGCCAUGCGUGCCACCUGUGGCGAGUGCACUAGCGGCAGCGCCGAGUGCAUGUGGUGCAGCAACAUGAAACAGUGCGUGGACUCCAACGCCUACGUGGCCUCCUUCCCCUACGGCCAGUGCAUGGAGUGGUACACUUUGAGCACCUGUCCGCCGGAGAACUGUUCGGGCUACCGAACAUGCGGCCAGUGUCUGGAACAGCCGGGCUGCGGGUGGUGCACGGAUGCCAGCAACACGGGCAAAGGCCAGUGCAUGGAGGGCUCGUACCGAGGCCCCUUCCAGACCUCUGUGCCGGCGCCUUCCACCCUUCCAGGCCUCCCCGUCGACCCGCCGCCCGCCCUCAACGCCAGUAUGUGCCCCACCGAGGCCCUCUACAACUGGUCCUUCAUACACUGUCCAGCGUGUCAGUGCAACGGGCACAGCCGCUGUGUCAACCAGAGCGUGUGCGAAAAGUGCGAAGACCUUACUACCGGACGUCACUGCGAGAGCUGUGUCUCUGGUUUCUACGGCGACCCCACCAACGGCGGUGGCUGCCAACCGUGCAAGUGUAACGGCCACGCCAGCAUGUGUAACCCCAGCAACGGCAAAUGUUUCUGUACUACUAAGGGCAUCAAAGGAGACCGCUGCCACCUGUGCGAGCUGGAGAACCGUUACCAAGGCAACCCGCUCAAAGGCACCUGCUACUACACCUUGCUGAUCGACUACCAGUUCACCUUUAGCUUGUCUCAGGAGGACGACCGCUAUUACACAGCUAUCAACUUUGUGGCCACACCUGAGGAGCCAAAUCGCGAUUUAGACAUGUUCAUCAAUGCGUCCAAGAACUUCAACUUGAACAUCACCUGGGCUGCUAGCUUCACGGCAGGCACGCAGAGUGGCGAGGAGGUCCCAAUUGUGUCACGCAGCAACAUCAGGGAGUUCAAGAACAGCUUCUCCAACGAGAACUUUGACUUCCGUAACAGCCCCAACAUCACUUUCUUUGUGUACGUCAGCAACUUCACCUGGCCAAUCAAGAUACAGAUUGCCUUCUCGCAGCACAGUAACUUCAUGGACCUUGUUCAGUUCUUUGUCACCUUCUUCAGCUGUUUCCUGUCUCUGCUGUUGGUAGCCGCUGUGGUUUGGAAGAUCAAGCAGAGCUGCUGGGCGUCUCGGCGACGAGAGCAACUGCUUAGGGAGAUGCAGCAGAUGGCCAGCCGGCCUUUCGCCACCAUCAACGUCGCCUUGGAGAUGGACGAGGAGCCGCCGGACCUGAUUGGAGGAAACGUCAAGUGCGUUCCGAAGCCCAUCGCGUUGGAGCCAUGUUUUGGCAACAAAGCAGCCGUCCUUUCCAUCUUCGUUCGUCUUCCAAGAGGCAGUGGAGGAAUUCCACCACCGGGGCAGUCUGGUCUGGCGGUGGCAAGCGCGCUGGUGGACGUUUCCCAGCAGAUGUGUUUGGGCUUUAAGGAGAAGUCGGGAGGCCUCCGGAGUCGCAAGCAGCAGCCUAGCGCUCAGCCGUCUACCUGCAUCUGA